Molecule: messenger RNA, 1918 nt
Organism: Caenorhabditis elegans
Lineage: Eukaryota; Metazoa; Nematoda; Chromadorea; Rhabditida; Rhabditidae
Gene: K04C2.7
Product: Polyprenol reductase
Exons: 6
Coding region: 1110-1748 (212 amino acids)
Source: RefSeq, marked reviewed
UUGUUGCUCAUUAGUGUAGCUCCUGUAUUACUCUUCUUUAAUCUUAUUUAUUUAUUUAUUUUUAUAUUUAUUCAUCAGGCAACAAUCAUAAUGAUGCAACUACAACAAAGCAGUGAAGUGAAGGAAAAAAGAAUGAAUAAAUAGAUAUAAAAUAAUCAUUAGGCACUUCAUUAACUGCUCCGGUACCUUAUGACUAUGCUUUUAUCAAAAAUUAUUUGGUGAAAAAAAUUUUCAAAAUAAAUAUGGUCUGCCAGAGUGAAGUAAUUUCUCUUUUUAUCAUACGAUUCCGUUAUACCGAUUGUACCUUCUAUCAUAUUUUUGUAUAGACUACAAUUUUAUGUUAGUCAUACACUUACUACCUUCGCCUGCCUACCGCCUAUUUUCUGAGUUUUGGCGUCAGCUUCAUGUAGUUUAGGCACGAGAAACGCGGGCAGGUAAUCUGAUGCCUACAAUAAUACUAUGCACGAACUCUACUUAACACGGAUAUUUUGCUGUGUAAGCAGUUAUCGGAUUGAAACAUAGCGGCAAGUUCAAUAGACUCUUUUUUUCACCUGUAAAUAUUUUCCCAAAUUUUUCCCUUGGAAUACUGAUUAGAAAUUAUUUUAAGAUGUUUAAAAAGCCUUCAACACAUAUUCAUAAUAUUUUGUUUCCGUUCGAUACAUCUUACCAAUGCUCUGAUGACAUCAAUGCUAACAUUCAGAUUUGUUCAAAAAGCUUGUUGCAAAUCCCCUUUUUUCUUCUUUUCAACACAAAUCCUAUUCUGAUAGCUGUAAUCCUGUCAUGUCCCUUUGAUGAUAAAUCAUGCGAAAAAUGAUGAAAAAAGUGUUAAUCCGAAUGUCAAAUCUCCCCCACUAUCACCAGCUUACCGGAAAUUUUUUGAAUUUCCGUUGAGAAGAGAAAAAGUAAGGAAAUGUUGAAAAUAAGCUGCAAUUGGUACACUUCGCCAACGCAUUGCAGCUAGUUAUGCGUGUAAUUUUAAUAUCAUGUGAUUCUAUUUUUUAUGUUUCUCAUUUUUUGUUACAUUGUCACUGUGUGACACCAUUUGCUCUGAAAUUUCUUUUCUUCUUUUUGUUGUAAAAUUCUCUAUCAUUUUCAGUGAUAUAUCAGAAAUGUUACGAUGGUUUCACGUAGAAGACGAGAAGACUUUCCUGUUUGGAAUACAAUUUCGAAAUCGAAAACUGGUCACAUUCUUUGCUCUGGUUCAAUUAGUAGUGGCUUCUGUAUCAUUUGCUCAACACAUUUACUCAGUUGCUCUUUUUAAUAAGAUAUUCUAUUGCUCAUUCAACGAAACUCGUUCCAAUACCGGUCAUUUUCUAUCUCAUGACGUGAUUAUUUUCGACUUUGGUCUUUUCCACGAAUUAAUUAAUGUCCAAGAAUGUAUAGCAAACUAUUUAGACGGUGGCUAUAUGCGGUGUCUAUGGUGUUUCACUCAAAUGAUUGCAUUGACCUUAACAAUAUGGACAACACUAUGUAUACCAAAACCACAUCCUUUACUGUUAUGGCCGAUGUUAAUAAUUCAAAAUGCGUAUUGUUUUGGAUUAGUAAUUUUAACAAUAGCAACGGCAGAUAAGCUCCUGGUUGCCCUGUUCCAUCCUGUUAAUGCUCACCUGAACCUGAUGAUUUUAUAUUUUGCCGUUGGAACAUCAAUCAAUCAUUUCUUUGACUACAUCCUCUGGCACUACUAUUGGUAUGAAGAAUUUCAAUAUAUUGGUAGAACAGGAAAACAUGUGAUUCCCUUUUGGGUGUAGAUUUUAUUUCAACUUUUUGUUUUGUUUCAAACUCAAUUGUCAACGAAAAGCCCCCUUCAUUUUCAUAAUCUCUGGGACAAAAAAUAUUUGUAUAAAAACGGUUACUGUGUUCCACCUCUGCUUCAUCUGAACUAUGUUCUCUGCAUCGAAUAAAAAUUUGUUUAGUUGUU